CGGCGCUGGGGCGCGCAGCACGCCGGGGCCCGCGAGCUGGCCGCGCUCUACUCCCCAGGCAAGCGCUUCCAGGAGUGGUGCUGUGUGGUCUUGUGCUUUGGCCUCAUCGCCCACAACUUGGUCCACCUCCUGCUGCUGGCCCGCUGGGAGCACACGCCCCUCGUCGUGCUGGGUGUCGUUGCAGGGGCUCUCAUUGCUGACUUCUUGUCUGGCCUGGUGCACUGGGGAGCCGACACCUGGGGCUCCGUGGAGCUGCCCAUCGUGGGGAAGGCCUUCAUCCGCCCGUUCCGGGAGCAUCACAUCGACCCGACAGCCAUCACGCGGCACGACUUCAUCGAGACCAACGGGGACAACUGCCUGCUGACACUGCUGCCCCUGCUGAACAUGGCCUACAAGUUCCGCACCCAGAGCCUCGAAGCCCUGGGGCAGCUGUACCCCUGGGAGUGCUUCGUCUUCUGCCUCGUCAUCUUCGGCACCUUCACCAACCAGAUCCACAAGUGGUCACACACGUACUUUGGGCUGCCACGCUGGGUCAUCUUCCUGCAGGACUGGCACGUCAUCCUGCCACGUAAACACCAUCGCAUCCACCAUGUCUCACCGCACGAGACCUACUUCUGCAUCACUACAGGCUGGCUCAACUACCCUCUGGAGAAGAUGGGCUUCUGGCGACGCUUGGAGGACCUCAUCCAGGGCCUGACGGGCGAGAAGCCGCGGGCAGAUGACAUGAAAUGGGCCCAGAAGAUCAAAUAACUCCUCUGAGCCUGCCUCCUUGCCAACCUUCCCCAGCCCCCCAAACCGAAGCCAUCUGCCAAAUUCCAGCCCCCUCACGCUGGCCCCUCCAGGUGGGAGGACGCCUCCUGGGCUGGGCCCGGGCACCCCCAGCCUGCCCCUAGUGACAGAGAAUACUUGAGCCACUGGUUUUUCAUUUCCUCUUUUUCAUUUUCUUUCCUUGGCCCCUCCCAGCCACCUGAGCUGCUCUGUCUGCCAAACCUGACUCUGCAGAAAAAGGACCCCCGCCCUGCCAGCCUUCCCUUGGGUAGGGGGGCAGCUCAGCUGCUCCCUGCACUCCUACGGCCCCCUGCCCCGCUGGGCAGCCUGACAGCGUGGCUGGCAUUGGGGCCACUGAGUCGCCUUAUCUGUCCCUCCUUGUCUGCCCCCAGUGGUCUAGGAGCCCCAGGCACACCUGAGUGUCCCUGGAGCACUGCCCUGCCAUGACCCUGCAAAUUGACCCUGAAGGCCUGGGAGGGUGGACAGCCCUAGCCUGUCCACCCAAAGAUCGCAAAGCGCAGCAAGGGUCUGAGGGCAGCCGGCCAGAAGAGGCCAGAAUUUCCUGCCCAAGUCUGGAGCCCCCCUCCUCCGCCCCUCCCCCACCUGUCAGAGCUGAUGUUUCUAAUCAGGAGGGUGUCUUCGCAGGGUGCAGCCCCUGCAGAGUCUUGGUCAUUUGGAAGGGGACACAGUCUCCCCUCUGGCCAGGGGUAUGUCAGAGAAGGAAGAGUGGGGCUUUUUUGUCUCGGUUUUUUUUUUUUUAAAGGUGCUUGCUUGUUUAAUGUAAAUAAUAGAAAGCCUUAAUAUCUUUUCUGUAACACGGAGUAAUAUUUUAAUGUCAGGUUUUGGAUGUACAUAAUAUAUUUAUAACAAAGCA
Ceratotherium simum simum (southern white rhinoceros) is the source of this 1642-nucleotide messenger RNA. It is a transcript of the gene PEDS1, whose product is annotated as plasmanylethanolamine desaturase 1. The record is from RefSeq and is a predicted model, not a curated record. Gene Ontology annotation, molecular function: plasmanylethanolamine desaturase activity. Gene Ontology annotation, cellular component: endoplasmic reticulum membrane. Gene Ontology annotation, biological process: ether lipid biosynthetic process. NCBI's taxonomy places the organism in Eukaryota, Metazoa, Chordata, Mammalia, Perissodactyla, Rhinocerotidae.